GGACAGGCCGGUAGUGGGUGUGUUCUGUGUGUGCUGCUGUCCUAUAAACAGGGGAAAAGGAGCUCUUUCAGCUGUAUUUCAUGAGUGACAGGAGAAAGCCUGGCAUUACUGUCGUCUACUGCCCAUCAGAACAAAAUGGCAUGGAUUAAAUUGGGAUCGAGGAGCCCUUUAAUGGAGGCAGCUGUGGGGUUUGCACUGGGAGCAGUGGGAGGAUGCAUUCUGGGAGUGACAGAGGACCCGGUGGACCAGUCCAUGACCGUGAUGAACGCAGCCGGUCGCCUGAAACCACUGAUGGAGGAGGUCAGGACUGUGGGUGCUCUGGGGCUAGGGACCCUGAUGGGGGCCACAGCACUGACUGCAGCAAUGACCUCAGCAGUAGCUGGUGUAAUUCUGUCGGCAGUGUUAGCGUCAGUGUUUGUGGCCACGAGGAGCUGCGGGCCCUCCCUUAAGGACUCUGCUGGCCUGUGGUUCUCAGCAGGAGUCGCUGGGGCCUUCGGGAGCACUCUUAGCGGAGCCACGCUGGGGAUCUCUAUCGAAUGGAUUGUGAAGAAUUACGGCAUGGUGGGCCUUCUGUUGGCGCUAAGUCUAUUCACCGUGCUUAAAUCACCCCUGCACUAUGUCUUUAAGAUCCUCUGGAAGCACGGAGAGGCCUGUUGCACUCUGGGUUCUAUUUUCUGGGACAAGGGGAGGGAACAGGUGGAUUUAACAGACUUGGAGCACAGAAACAGAGUGGCGGUUCAGAUAGAGCAGAGGAUCCUGAUGUUGGAGAAUGGAGGCAGCACGACAGAUCACAGGAAAACAUGGGCCACUGAGCGGAAACAGACAGAGGAGAUAGAGAGAAAGAAAAUGGAAAGUCAAGAAGCAGAGAUGGAGCAAAGAACCAUCCAUGAGUGGAUCAACACUGUGUUAGUGAAAUACGUGGACUUCCUGGCUUUCUCUGGGAUACCAAUGACCGUGAUUGCCAUAGUGACGUCCGGAUUUGGGGUGUUCGGUUACGGAGGGCACCAAUCCGUGUUUAUAGUGCUUUUGGUUUUGGUUGCAGUCAUAGCCUACGUCCUGAUGAAAUCUUCUGACUUUAAGUUCUGGAUGUUGAUAGGCUGCAUGGGGAUGUUUGCUACAUUCGUCGUCGCCAUGCUCACGCUACACGCCGGGCAGGUGGUAGUCACAGCGGCCAUGAAGCUGCCAGAGGCGGAGCAGAAGCAGUCCAGAGAAAAAAUCAGCACUAGUGUGAACCAGCAGUCCUCUUUAGAAGCUUUGAACGCAGCUUUCUUUGUGGCAAAAUUAUGCCAGUUAGGUUUGGGGGCUACAGUGGGAGGUCCGCUGGUGAGGCGAGCAGCCGGAGAGGUAAAGGUAAUAGUGGGGGCAGCUUUAGUGGCGGGGUUUUUAUUAGCUGGGAUAGAGGUUUUAUCCCCGAUGCUGGGAGAAGGGGGGAGAGCAGGGGCGCUCUUGGGGGUGGUGGGGGCAGUAGGGGUAUCUGUGGGGGCAGUGGUGGCUGUAGCUAGACGGUGGUCCUCAUGGACAGGAACUUUAGGAACUAUAGCAGGGUUGGUGUUAGGAGCAUUAGUGUUGGGGAAAUGGCACAUUGUCAACAUCGGACUGCAGGUGCCUGUGUGCUACGUCUUUGCUAUGACCAAUCCAUUUUAA
Eleginops maclovinus (Patagonian blennie) is the source of this 1644-nucleotide messenger RNA. RefSeq lists its product as uncharacterized. The transcript is spliced from 2 exons. Bases 136 to 1644 code for a protein of 502 amino acids. The record is from RefSeq and is a predicted model, not a curated record. NCBI's taxonomy places the organism in Eukaryota, Metazoa, Chordata, Actinopteri, Perciformes, Eleginopidae.